Trichoderma reesei QM6a is the source of this 3027-nucleotide messenger RNA. RefSeq names its product kinesin-like protein. Gene Ontology annotation, molecular function: plus-end-directed microtubule motor activity; ATP binding; microtubule binding. Gene Ontology annotation, cellular component: nucleus; spindle microtubule. The coding region runs from base 1 to 3027 and encodes 1008 amino acids. The transcript has a single exon. Gene Ontology annotation, biological process: mitotic spindle assembly; microtubule-based movement. The record is from RefSeq and is a predicted model, not a curated record. Lineage: Eukaryota; Fungi; Ascomycota; Sordariomycetes; Hypocreales; Hypocreaceae.
AUGCUCGCUGGCUACAACUGCACGAUAUUUGCCUACGGCCAGACGGGGACGGGCAAGACGUACACCAUGUCGGGGGACAUGUCCGACACACUGGGCAUGCUGUCUGACGAGGCCGGCAUCAUCCCCCGCGUCCUGCAGCAGCUGUUUGACAAGCUCGAGAACGAAAACACCGACAACUGCGUCAAGUGCUCCUUCAUCGAACUAUACAACGAAGAGCUCCGGGAUUUGCUCUCCACCGACGAGAGCGCAAAGCUCAAGAUCUACGACGACGCCUCAAGACGAGGCCAUGCGACUACGCUUGUUCAGGGCAUGGAGGAAAAGCACAUCAAAAAUGCGGCCGAGGGAAUCAAGGUGCUCCAGGAGGGCAGCCUGAAGCGCCAGGUUGCCGCCACCAAGUGCAACGACUUGAGUUCUCGAAGUCACACCGUCUUCACCAUUACGGCCUACGUCAAGAGCUCAAACGAUCAGGGGGUGGAGGAACUCGUGAGCGCCGGCAAGCUGAACCUGGUGGACCUGGCUGGCAGCGAAAACAUUCAGAGAUCGGGCGCGGAGAACAAGCGAGCUACCGAGGCCGGCUUGAUCAACAAAUCGCUGCUCACCCUGGGCCGAGUCAUCAAUGCGCUGGUGGACCACAGCCCUCACAUCCCCUACCGGGAGUCGAAACUGACCCGUCUGCUGCAAGACUCGUUAGGGGGGCGAACCAAGACAUGCAUCAUUGCCACCAUUUCUCCCUCAAAGAGCAACCUCGAAGAAACGAUCUCAACACUCGAAUAUGCCUUUCGCGCCAAAAACAUACGAAACAAGCCUCAGAUGCAUAUGAUGUCCAAAAAGAUGCUCCUGAGGGACUUUACUGUCGAGAUUGAGAAGCUAAAGAGUGAGCUGAUAUCCACAAGGCAGCGCAACGGCGUGUACCUAUCCAACGAAAUGUUCGAGGAAAUGACCGCACAGAGCGAGUCGAGGAGGAUAGUGCUGGAGGAGAAGAGCGCGCGUCUCGAGACAUUGGAGGCAAAUCUGCGGAACAAGGUCCAAGAGCUCUUUUCCCUCAACAUCUCCUUUAUGGGUAUGAAGAAAGACCACGAGGCGACCAAGGCGCAGCUGGACGAGACACAAGGUCUUCUCGACCAGACAGACAUUGUUCUCGCCGCGACCCGAAAGACGUUGGAAGAGGAGACGGAGCGGCGCAAGGCUCACGAGGAGACGGAGGAGAAGCUGACGGAGAUUGGCAGCGUGCUGAUUGACAAGCUGCAGAAGACGGUCAAGGAUGUCAAUGGUCUGCACGCAAAGAAUAAGCGCAAAUCGGAUCUGCACUUACUCAACCGGACGGCCUGGAGCUCAUCCCAGUCUCAGGUGGCAGAGGUAACGUCAAUGGUGGAGCGACGGGUUCGUGUGUUCCAGGAGGAGCAGCAGGAACAAAUCCUGAGCGUAUCGAGAAGAAUGGAGACGUUUGUGCAGGAAGAAUUACAGAAGCUUUCCGCCACCCAGGCCUUUCUGGAGGAGAACUUUGACGCCUUUGCAGAGUCCAAGAGACAGCUCCUCGAGCAGAAGCAGAAAUCCAAGGACGACAUGGACGAGGUGCUGGAGGAGAUCAAGGAGGUUCGCGACAACGUUAAAGAACGAGUCGGCGAAAGUCUGCAAGCUAUUGCACAGGCCGCAGAGAAGAUUGCUGGCGACGUGUUGAAUGAGAUGACAGAGUUCCACGACCAGCUUCACACCUCGUACAGCUCCCUGGGCAAGGAUUUCAAGUCCAUCUUUGAAGAGCUCGUCCGGCACAUUACCGCUCAGCGCUGCGAGUCCGACAACCUGAGGAGACAGCUGCAGAGCGCCACAAACACCAUUAUGCUACAGAAUGCCAACAUUUCGACCCGCAUGCAGGAGGCGUUGGAAGAAGAGAGGCGACAAGCGGCCGAGGAGCGCCAAAAGCUUCUCGGUCAAAUCUCAGCCUUGAUCAACUCGCAGGCCGAAGCACAGGAGAGCCGCUUCGCAGAGAGGACCUCGCAGAUCCAGAAGAACAUGGCUGACUACAACGCAUCCCUCGAGGGUGCCAUCACUCAGUACGGUCAAGGCAUGGACGUGUGGGACGGAAAGGAGGGCGAGCUGCUGGAGGAGGUGAAGAAGUCGCGCGAUCAGCUCAAGACGAAGCUGAAGGACGACUGGAACUCAGCCGAAGGCCGCAGCAACUCGAUUCGGAGCACGGCGAACCAAGUCCACGCCGAGACCGUGCGCGUCGUGGGCGCUCAGAUCGACGACCUGGACCUGCAGAUGGAAGCUAUGGACGACUUUGUGACUCGUGCCAAGUCUGAGAGCAACACCCACCACGAGACACACAUGCAGUCUAUUCAGGCGCUGUCGAACACAGUGGAUCAAUCGUUUGGCAACAUCUCAGCUCACUUCAAGACCACCUUUGAUCGCGUCAAGAACCUCGGCGAGGCCAUGGAUCUUGACGCCGGCGAUCUGCAUGACAGCCUUGAGCCUCUGACGGCGCAAAUAUGCCAACCUCUUUCAGCCCUGCGCGAACAGAUUGGCAAGACGGCGCUUCAGGAUUACCGGCCGACCGGGGAGACUCCCCAGAAAGCGCAAUACCAUUUCCCUACAAGCUUGCCUCGUACUGAGACGCACGCCGCCCUCAACUUCAAGAGCGGCGGCAACUCUCCUAACCCCAAUGAGGCCGGUGAAGGAGAUGCCGACGAGGACAACGACACCCUUGUCUUUACCGACCUCGACACCUCUUCCAAGACCACAAGCUCACCCCCACGUCCCUCGAUUGAGAGCAUCUCGGAUAAGAGCGCAAGCCUGCGCGAAGUCAAUCCCAACAUCUCCAGUCUCGCCUCCAGCGUCAUCUCCUUCGAGUCCGGCUCGAGCACCAUGUCCGCCGCGUCGGGGGACUCCAUGCCGCUGUAUAAGCGCAGCGCUCGUUCCACGCGGGCGAGCUUGCGGAAGCAUAGUCUGCUUCCCGAGGGCCGUGAGAAUUUGCCUAUGACGGCUCUGGCGGAGAGCAUGGCGAGGAGAAAGAGCCCGCGGAUCAACUGA